Molecule: messenger RNA, 1586 nt
Organism: Saccostrea cuccullata (small rock oyster)
Lineage: Eukaryota; Metazoa; Mollusca; Bivalvia; Ostreida; Ostreidae
Product: fork head domain-containing protein FD4-like
Exons: 1
Coding region: 26-1435 (469 amino acids)
Biological process (GO): cell differentiation; anatomical structure morphogenesis; regulation of transcription by RNA polymerase II
Molecular function (GO): DNA-binding transcription factor activity, RNA polymerase II-specific; RNA polymerase II cis-regulatory region sequence-specific DNA binding
Source: RefSeq, a predicted model, not a curated record
GUACGACUUCUAAAGACAGACCAAUAUGUGUAGCACUAACCCAGGUGCAAUGAUGCUGCCAUACGGCCUCAAGGUACCGGUAUCAAAUCCUUACCUUCCGGGCUCACAAAUGGCACUUGAGCUUCAGCGAGCCCAGCAGUUCUAUGACUACAGUACCAGGAUGCAUUAUGGAAUACGAGGCUAUCCCAGUGCUCUUGGAUUACCUUCUUAUCAGGCUCACCCUUCUGUCGAUCACUAUCUUCAACACUAUUUGUACAAAGAUCCCAGAAUUAGGUACUUACACGAAGAACCUAAGCCCAAUCAUAGUUACAUCGGGCUCAUUGCAAUGGCAAUCCUUAGCUCGCGAGACAAAAAAUUGGUGCUUUCUGAUAUUUAUCAGUGGAUAUUGGACAACUAUCCAUAUUUUCGUACCCGAGGUCCCGGAUGGAGAAAUAGCAUCCGUCACAACCUCUCUCUGAAUGAUUGCUUCAUAAAGUCGGGAAGGAGUGCCAACGGAAAAGGACACUACUGGGCCAUACAUCCGGCAAACGUGGACGACUUCCAGAAAGGCGAUUUUCGACGCAGACGUGCACAGCGCAGAGUUCGGCGACAUAUGGGACUGGCAGUACCCGAUGACGACGAAAGCCCCGUGUCCUCUCCGUCUGAAACCAACUGGCCAGAUGAGGAAGCCGAUCUGCACAUAACGGACAAGUCUCUAACUGAAAAAUUUCCCCACGGAGACGACGAAUGCUUGGACAUUACAAACGAUACAGAAAAUUCUAUGCCGUCUUCGGAAGAAACUGGAAGCCCCUUGGACAGACAAUUGGAGCAGGAAACUUUGAAUGUAAAAGUGAUCGAAAGUGAGAGGCUUUCUCCAAAGAAGAAGAGAAAUUUUGAUAUGGACAGUUUAUUGGCCCCAGAUGAGGAAAUAAAGCGACAGAAGAUGACAGAGGAACAGCCUACUUGUCAAAAUCAGAAAGAUAAGGAAGAAGAGGACGAGUUACCGUUAGAUGUCCGUACAGAAUCAAAGGACACCCAGAAAGAACAAUACACUACAGUAAAGGGUAGUGAAAAAGAAAAUGUCCUCGAUUUAUCCUCUCAUAAAGAGGAAUCGCUUGAACGAAUUUCAACACAAUCAAAUUCAGAAAAGGGCGCUUUUUUACAUGAAAAUAGUGGACUUCUCUUCAGCUCGAGUUUACGAGGACUAACUUCUUAUAAUCCACAAAGUAGCAGUGUUUUCCAGGGAUCCACGGAUUCACCGAGUUCUCUUCAGCCGUAUUUUCCCGCGUUUCCUGUCAUGGGACUUAAAAAUGGGCUCCAGCAUUCGCUCUUUCUUUCGAAAACAAUUUCUCAUAUUCAACAAAAUCACAUGAGUACCCAGUUUCCAUAUCGUCUGCCGUCGGACAGGAGUAGCCGACUCCCCGAUGUAGCUCUAAACAGACAAAUGACAAACUGAACUGAAUUCUUGUGUGUGAAUUAACAACAAAGCACUUAUGUUACAUUACAGGUUUGAAUAAGGUAUUGUAAAUGUUAAUGUCUUAUUUCACACUUUGUUCAUGUCGUAAUGAAAUUGUUACUUCUUGUUGCAACAUUAAAUGAAGGGAAAC